AUGACAAUUGAUGAAAUAACAACUGAGAAUAUGAGAGAAACACAGAGGCUCUCUUUACGUGCAGUAAGUGGCUCUCGCUCGGCAUAUGCCUGCUUCCUGUUUGCUCCACUCUUUUUCCAGCACUAUGCGCCUGGAGAACCAGGGCCUAUCCCUGAUGCAGGCCCCGUCAGAUGUAAAGUGUCUAUGAAGUCUUUCCUGGCCGUGUUCCGCUCACUCUCCUUGCUGGAGAAGACUGUGGAGAAAUGUAUCAUCUUGCUGCGUCUCUGUGACAGCAGGCUCCGUGUGCAGCUGCAUUGCAAGUAUGGAGUUGUCAAGACCCAUGACUUGUCGUUCCAGGACUGUGAUUCACUGCAGGCAGUUUUUGACACAGAACAGUGCACCCAUACUCUGCAUGCUCCUCCCAGGUUAUUAGUGGAUGCUGUGGUUCACUUCCCAUUGACUUUGGCUGAGGUGACAAUGGGUGCCAGCCCUGGUGGGAAAGUGACCUUCCGCAGUUACCUGGAAGAAGAGACAGAGGCUGGCCAGAUGAUGGUGACAGAGCUGUGUUUGAGUGAGGAUGAGUUCCAGGUCUUCCACGUCAAGCAGGAGACACAAAUCACUUUCUGCCUUAAGGAAUUUCGGGGUCUUCUAAGUUUUGCAGAGUCUUCAAAUCUUUCCCGCUUAUAUACAUUCGAACCUGAUUGGCCGCUUAAGUAG
Molecule: messenger RNA, 696 nt
Organism: Gekko japonicus
Lineage: Eukaryota; Metazoa; Chordata; Lepidosauria; Squamata; Gekkonidae
Product: cell cycle checkpoint control protein RAD9A-like
Exons: 2
Coding region: 1-696 (231 amino acids)
Biological process (GO): mitotic intra-S DNA damage checkpoint signaling; DNA repair; cellular response to ionizing radiation
Cellular component (GO): checkpoint clamp complex
Source: RefSeq, a predicted model, not a curated record